UUACGUACGCAAGAAAAUUUCCAGCGUCAUCGCUCGAUUCUAGAUUGUACUCUUACGUACUAAACGUUGUGAAAUGUAUUGUUUAAUGUCCUAGUUUUGGUUGAAAUUAAGCAUGGAUGUUGAUAAUGAGCUGGAGGGUAAACUGCUUCAACAGUUUAGUUCCAUGGGAACGACGGACAAAGAAGUUUUGAUCUCAGAAUUUCAAAAAUUGCUCGAACCUAACCAACUAAAUCCAGCAGGAUGUGCGUUUUUCCUUGAUAUGAAUAAUUGGAAUCUUCAGGCAGCUAUCUGUUCGUACUAUGAUUAUGACCAACCAACUGUUCAAGUGCCAUGUAUGAAGUUUCUGAAAGAUGUCACCAUUGGGGAGGGUGAGGCAGUACCCCCUAACACAACCUUUACCAAAACUUGGAGGAUACAAAACUCAGGAGAUGACAACUGGCCUCCCGGCUGUAACCUACGAUAUUGCUCCGGUGACAACCUGAGUAACACAGACCGUGCCAUUGUGGAUGCCCUCAUACCUGGACAAGUGACUGACGUCAGCGUGGAGAUGCACAGCCCCUCCAACACAGGGGUGUACCAGAGUCAAUGGCGCCUCUCCACCCCCACUGGAAUGUUCUUUGGAGAUGUGAUAUGGGUGAUAAUUCAAGUGGACGUGGGUGGAUUACUUGAUAUUACACAAAAAAUGUCCAAGUUUGGAACUGAUACACAAGGACACUCUAGUCACAGUCAACCAAUACCAAAUCCAUUUGCUUCCCCUUUGAAAAGUGACCACAGUGAAAUCCCCCGACCUAGUUUCUCUCCCCCCCAUUUGUCAUUUCCAGGAAGUCCUGUGAGUAAUAUGUCUCCGAAUUCCUCAAUGACUGCACAGAUCGGCAGUCCGUUCAUCGCACAACUCAGUCCAGCAACCAGCCAGGCAGGAAGUCCGUAUUCUCAGCAAAUGACCUCAACAAUUCCAAGUAACUUUCCUGCUGCUCGCUCACUCUUUCAGACACAACCUGAUAAAUCCUGUGAUGUUCAAGACUGUACAUCAGAACUAGAUAUUUCCUAGCAUUGAUUUAACCAACUCCCUCAGACUGGACUUGCUCUUAUUUGGACAGGCCGAUUGUUUAAUACUUUAAAGCAGGGAGGAAAAAAUUGGUGCACUUUUUGUUUUGUCCUUUUUUGUUUGUUUAUUUGUGGAAUUUAUGAUAUCAAAUUCAGUUUCCAAAAACAUCAAGAUUGAAUAGGAAAUUGUUCAGGAGAGAUCAAAUUGACCUUUAUGUGAUAUCAAUAUCUCAAGUUUCAGAUAAGUACCAGUAUUCAUGUAAUUAUAGAAAAGAAUAAUUUGAUUUUAAAUGUAAAGGCCAGAAUAAAUAGUGUGUUUCAAAUACCCUGUAUAAAAACAAUGUUCAGUGUUUUUGAAAGGUUUCAUAAAAGGCCGUUU
Messenger RNA from Magallana angulata, 1423 nucleotides. Its product is annotated as protein ILRUN-like. Gene Ontology annotation, molecular function: ubiquitin binding. The transcript has 5 exons. Gene Ontology annotation, biological process: macroautophagy. Gene Ontology annotation, cellular component: phagophore assembly site. The record is from RefSeq and is a predicted model, not a curated record. NCBI's taxonomy places the organism in Eukaryota, Metazoa, Mollusca, Bivalvia, Ostreida, Ostreidae. Bases 113 to 1048 code for a protein of 311 amino acids.